CGCUCGGCGGCGAAAAACUCGGCGACUCGAAACGCAAAGCAAAAAUAAUAAAGAAAGAAACGCGGUACACACGGCUGUCGCGGCUGCCUGUCCUCUUCUCAACCGAUCUAACCGAUACGGAUACUGAUACUGAUACUGAUAAAAAUCUGAUCUGAUCUGUCCAUAUUUUUUUUGCGCGUGAAUAAAACCAGAACAAGCCCCCGAGGACUUUGUGAUUGUGACCAGCUAGUGACUUUGUGAGCGAUCUGAGAGUUUGACAUACUUCAACGAGCGCUUCUCCACGGGAUUACAGCAGAUACGCCGGACAACGGCGGAGCACAAGUAUAUAUCUGACAUGACCACAUCUCACAUCUUGUCCGCCGUGGAUCCAACGACCGGACUCAAUGGCAAUGUGGCGGCAGGCGGCGGGGCUGGAUCGCCACAGCAUGUGACCCACAAUGGACAUGGCCAGGGGCACGGACACGGCCAAGGACAUGGGCACGGACACGGCCAGGGACACGGAGGAGGCGUAGUGGCGGUUGCCUCUGGGCCCAGCGGCAAUGGCAGAGCAGGCCCGGGCAGUCCCAGCGAGCUGGACCGAAACCUGCGCGUCUCCCUGGAUGACCGAGAGCUCUGGCUGCGCUUUCAGAACCUCACCAACGAGAUGAUCGUCACUAAGAACGGCAGACGCAUGUUCCCGGUGGUGAAGAUCAGCGCCUCAGGCCUGGACCCGGCGGCUAUGUACACUGUUCUGCUGGAGUUUGUGCAGGUGGACUCGCAUCGCUGGAAGUACGUCAACGGCGAAUGGGUUCCCGGCGGCAAGGCGGAGGUACCUCCCUCGAAUCCCAUCUAUGUCCAUCCCGAGUCCCCCAAUUUCGGGGCCCACUGGAUGAAGGAGCCCAUUUCAUUUGCCAAGGUUAAGCUGACAAACAAGACCAAUGGCAACGGGCAGAUAAUGCUUAACUCCCUGCACAAGUACGAGCCGAGGGUGCACCUGGUGCGUGUGGGCUCCGAGCAGCGGCACGUGGUGACAUACCCCUUUCCGGAAACGCAGUUCAUCGCCGUGACGGCAUACCAGAACGAGGAGGUAACCUCGCUCAAGAUCAAGUACAAUCCCUUCGCCAAGGCCUUCCUCGACGCCAAAGAACGGCCGGACACACUGUAUCCGCACGACACCCAUUACGGCUGGCUGAUUCCUCCACCCACGCACUAUGCCGCCGCCGCCGCUGCCGCUGCAGUGGCUGCCCCGCCACCAUUGCCCCUAGGACAGAGCCACAGCCUAGUAGGCGCCAACACAGUGUCGUCGGCAGCCACCUCGGGAUCUAGCUGUGAUCGCUACGGACGUUCGCUGUCCAGGCCCAGCGUGGCCUCUACCACCCGCUCUACGCCCUACAGCAGGCCACGGGUUGUCUCCGGAUCGGGCUCUGGAUCGAAUGGCAGCGCCGGCAAUGCCUCCUCCUCAUCGCCGCAGCCACCGUCGGCCCCUCAAACACCCACCAGUCUGCAGUCGGUAACGACGGGAUCUGUGAGCACCAGCGUGAGCAGCAGCAGCAGCGGAGCAGGAGUCGGAUGCUACGGCAGCGCAUACUCGCAGUCGGGCUUCAUGCCAGUCCCAGUAGAGGCCAGUCCCACGGCCUCGGUGUUCUCGUAUCCCGGCAGCUGGCAGAGCAAUGGCAACUACUGGAACGCCACGAGUGUGCCCGGCCCCAUGCCCAUGAACGUGUGCAGCAGCAGUCGCAGCACCAUCUCCACACACAAUUCGCCAUCGCCCACGAACGGAUCACCGAGCUACACGACUCCUUCACCCAGCUACACUAUCCAUCAUCUGACGCCCCAUGGCCAUCAGUACAACAUGGGACAGACGGACCUGUACGGCACAGGAGUGGGGGCUACUGGAGUGGGCACUUCCCAGGCGGCGUACGGAGGCACGCACCAAAUGUACCACCCCACGCCCACCUCGCCCACCCACCAGCUGUAUACGAACGUGCUGAAUGGACCGUCGGCCCUCAGUUACCCCACGGGCGGGUGGCACAACGGAUCCGGGGCAGAGUACGGACUGUAUCAGAAUGCAGCAGCAGCCGCCUACUACCAGCCGGAGUACAUACCGCUGGAAAUCGGCUACGCCUCCCAUCCUCUGGAGCCCGUGGACGUUUCGAAGGCGCUGGACGAUCCGCAGUCCGAUAUGUACAAGCCGAGCGAGGAGCACAGCUCGGUCAUUACCCUGGAGUGCCCCGGUUCCAGCCUGAAGACCGUGCAGCACAACGACAUUAAGCUGGAGUCGUCCUCCGCCUUGGAUCAUCACUCUGUGGAUAGGGGGGUAGUCGUGGCCAGCGCCAGUACCAUUCCAACGGCUGUGCCCACCUCAGUGGUCACUGCGGUCAGCGCCGACACUUGGACGCCCCUGACUCCGCCCCAGAGCACGCUGCAGUGAUUGGGAGUCGCAGAAGCAGACGCACAGUCCCAGCCUUUAGACGCAUGACCCCCCCAAUGGAUAUUCAAUCGUAUUAGAUUUAAAAGUUAUACUCUAUCAGUCCCUAAUGCAUAUCCCAAGCCCACUCUUAUUGUAGAUUUACUUACGAUGUAAACAUUUUUUUUUUUUCCUAUAAAGC
Messenger RNA from Drosophila persimilis, 2588 nucleotides. It is a transcript of the gene byn, whose product is annotated as T-related protein. Bases 335 to 2410 code for a protein of 691 amino acids. Gene Ontology annotation, biological process: cell fate specification; heart morphogenesis; mesoderm formation. The transcript is spliced from 7 exons. NCBI's taxonomy places the organism in Eukaryota, Metazoa, Arthropoda, Insecta, Diptera, Drosophilidae. The record is from RefSeq and is a predicted model, not a curated record. Gene Ontology annotation, molecular function: DNA-binding transcription factor activity, RNA polymerase II-specific; RNA polymerase II cis-regulatory region sequence-specific DNA binding. Gene Ontology annotation, cellular component: nucleus.